AUGAAAAGAUAUGCUUUAAAUAAAUUAGGAAGAUACUCAGAAGCAGUAGAAAGUCAUGAAGAAGCAAUCAAAAGCUAUCCAAAUAAUGCCAGAUUUUAUAAUAGUAAAGGCAAUAAUCUUUAUUUUUUAGAGAGAUAUCAAGAAGCUAUUCAAUGCUAUGAUGAGGCAAUCACACUUGAACCCAAUAAUCCUUUGCAUUUCUGCAGCCGAGCUAGAGUAUUUAAUAGUCUCAGACAAGAAGAAGCAGCUUUGCAGGACUUUAAUAGGGCUUAUAAUUUGAAGCAAGAAAAUCAAGUAAGUGGUGUUUUCACUGGGGAUGAAUGGAACCUUAUUGAGGAGGAUAUCAAGUUUAUUAACGACGUAUUAGGCCGAGACCGUAUUGAACUACUCAAAAAAAAAAAUGCAUAUUUAGAAUAA
Messenger RNA from Blepharisma stoltei, 417 nucleotides. The record is from the annotation of a GenBank genome assembly. NCBI's taxonomy places the organism in Eukaryota, Ciliophora, Heterotrichea, Heterotrichida, Blepharismidae.